This is a messenger RNA of Penicillium antarcticum, 1536 nucleotides long. RefSeq lists its product as uncharacterized. Lineage: Eukaryota; Fungi; Ascomycota; Eurotiomycetes; Eurotiales; Aspergillaceae. The record is from RefSeq and is a predicted model, not a curated record. The coding region runs from base 1 to 1536 and encodes 511 amino acids. Gene Ontology annotation, biological process: siderophore transmembrane transport. The transcript has 5 exons. Gene Ontology annotation, molecular function: siderophore-iron transmembrane transporter activity.
AUGAGUGCGGCUCGGGUGGUUAUUAGUAUUGCGCGCAUCUCUGCAUACCCCAUCAUCGCUAAGCUUGGAGAUGUCUUCGGCAGAGCUGAAAUGUUUAUCGUGUCUAUCCUUGCCUCUGCUCUAGGCUAUGUCAUCUAUGCAGCCUGCGCGAAUAUUGCACUAUACAUGGCUGCUGGUAUAUUCGAGGCUAUUGGAUCAACCGGAUUUGCUCUCACACAACAGGUAUUCGUGGCAGAUAUGACUUCGUUGGCCAACCGUGGUGUCUGGUCAAUGUUACCCGACUCUCUCACAACAAUUCCUACCCUAUGUCUUGGCACCAUUGUCGCUCAGCACAUCUUUGAUCACUCUACAUGGCGCUGGGGCUGGGGUAUGUGGGCAACAGUCCUUCCUUUUGCAUCGUUGCCAUUGAUUGGCACUAUGUUUUAUUAUCAACGUCGGGCGCCAUCUAAAGUCCCUAUAUCUGAGACACUGGGCUGGAAUCUUAGUGACAACUGGUAUACAGAGGUCUACCGAUUGCUUUGGAUUCAAGUUGACCUGCCAGGAGCUAUCCUUCUCGUUGCUGGAUUGUCUCUUCUCUUGGUUCCCGUAUCUUUGACAGGCUCCAACAACAGUGGUGCAUGGACCCGUGGGUCAUUCAUUGCUAUGCUAGUCCUUGGGGUGGUUUUCUUGGUGGUUCUCCUGUUAUGGGACGCACGAUUCGCAAAGAAGCCAUUUGUGCCUUACCGCAUGAUCAAGAACCGGACGGUGGCAGCUGCCUGUCUUCUCGGGGCAUUGAACUUCUUCCACUACUCAGUUUUCAGAGUCUUCUUUACGAGUUACCUCCAGGUUGCCGGCAACUUUUCUGCGGGCUCCGCGACAAGAAUUGACAACUCACUUUGUGUGUCGUCCCAGGUAGCUGGCAUUUGUGCCGCCUAUUUCAUGAAGUAUACCAAGCAAUCUCAGAUCUUAGUAUUGAUCGGUGUUCCUCUUUGCCUUCUUGGAAUGGGAGUGCUUCUUUACCUUUUAGGCAUGGGAAAUGGUCGCACUGGGAACGAAGCAGCAUUUGUGACAGCCAAGUCACUGAUUGGUAUUGGGCGUGGUUUCUAUCAAACAGCCGCACAGGUCUCUGUGCAAGCCAUGGUUUCGCGACAAGAAGUCUCGGUUGUUUCUGCGGUUUUCUUCGCCUCGAUGAGCAUGGGAAGUGCAGUUGGCACAAGUGUCGCUGGAGCUAUAUGGCGCAACAGUCUGCCGAACAGACUGCAGCAGUAUCUGCCUAGCGAGCUCAAGAACCAGGCAAAGUCUAUCUUUGGCUCAAUUGAGAUUGCUCGCAAGUAUGCUGUCGGCACUAAAGCUCGCGACGCCAUCAAUCGCAGCUAUCGCGAGUCACAAAGACUACUUGCGAUUGCAGGUUUGGUCUCGCUCUCAUUGAUGCUCAUUGACAUGCUCCUUUUGAGGAAUAUGAAACUAGGAGAAGAUGGAGGAGCUCAGGCUGAGGAGAAAGAGCAAACUCCAGCAGCUCCAGCAGCCAAAAAUGAGCCCGAAAACGAUCGUGCCUAA